Molecule: messenger RNA, 2059 nt
Organism: Populus euphratica (Euphrates poplar)
Lineage: Eukaryota; Viridiplantae; Streptophyta; Magnoliopsida; Malpighiales; Salicaceae
Product: ERAD-associated E3 ubiquitin-protein ligase component HRD3A-like
Exons: 6
Biological process (GO): ERAD pathway
Molecular function (GO): protein binding
Source: RefSeq, a predicted model, not a curated record
AAGUUUAAUUUCGCGGCGGAGGGAGGCAAUUUGCAGUCUAAACUGGCUAUUGCCUAUACUUAUUACCGGCAGCACAUGUAUGAAAAGGCAGUUAAAUUAUAUGCGGAAUUAGCAGAAGUAGCAGUAAAUAGUUUUUUGAUUUCAAAGUAUUCUCCUGUGAUUGAACCAGUUAGGAUACAUAAUGGGGCUGAGGAGAAUAAGGAGGCCUUGAGGAAAUCACGAGGGGAGGAUGAUGACGUGUUCCAGAUUUUGGAAUAUCAAGCUCAAAAAGGGAAUGCAGGUGCUAUGUAUAAAAUUGGGUAUUUUUACUACUUUGGAUUAAGAGGAUUGAGGCGUGAUCAUGCUAAAGCAUUGGCAUGGUUUUCAAGGGCUGUGGAGAAAGGGGAACCUAGAUCAAUGGAACUUCUUGGUGAAAUAUAUGCGCGGGGAGCUGGAGUUGAGAGGAACUAUACUAAAGCGCUUGAAUGGCUUACACUUGCUGCAAAGCAGCAGCUUUAUUCGGCUUAUAAUGGCAUGGGGUAUUUGUAUGUCAAGGGCUAUGGAGUGGAAAAGAAGAACUACACUAAGGCAAAAGAAUACUUUGAGAUGGCUGCUGAUAAUGAAGAUGCUGGUGGGCACUAUAACCUUGGAGUAAUACAUCUUAAAGGGAUUGGGGUAAAGAGAGAUGUAAAGCUUGCAUGCCAAUAUUUUAUAGUAGCUGCCAAUGCAGGUCAACCAAAGGCAUUUUACCAGCUGGCAAAGAUGUUUCAUAUGGGUGUGGGGCUUAAAAAGAAUCUUCCUAUGGCUACUGGAUUAUACAAACUAGUAGCAGAACGAGGCCCAUGGAACUCCUUGUCUAGAUGGGCAUUGGAAUCAUACCUAAAAGGCAAUGUAGGCAAAGCAUCCUUGUUGUAUUCAAGGAUGGCUGAGCUGGGCUAUGAGAUUGCACAAAGUAAUGCUGCAUGGAUUCUUGACAAAUAUGCAGAGCAUAGCAUGUGCGUGGGAGAAUCUGGAUUUUGUACAGAUUCAGAAAGACACCAGCGGGCUCAUUCUUUGUGGUGGGAAGCUUCAGAGCAGGGUAAUGAACAUGCUGCUUUGCUGAUUGGUGAUGCAUAUUACUAUGGUCGGGGCACUGUGAGGGAUUAUGAACGAGCGGCAGAGGCUUACAUGCAUGCCAAAUCUCAAUCUAAUGCACAAGCACUGUUCAAUCUUGGUUACAUGCAUGAGCAUGGUAAAGGACUUCCAUUUGACCUUCAUCUUGCCAAGCGAUACUAUGACCAAGCUCUACAGAUCGAUUCUGCAGCGAAGUUACCUGUCACACUGGCCCUCAUAAGCUUGUGGAUAAGAAAGAACUAUGCAGACAGCUUCAUGGUACACGUGAUUGAUUCAUUGCCGGAAUUCUAUCCAAAAAUCGAAGCAUGGGUGGAGAAUGUUAUACUGGAAGAAGGAAAUGCAACAAUACUUACUCUAUUUGUCUGUCUUCUUACGGUUCUCUAUUUUCGUGAAAGGCAACGCAGGAAUGCUGGUGUUGCUGCUGGUGAGGUUGGCAUACCAGACCAACCUAUUGAGCAUGCUCCUCCUGCACCCAAUUAGUUGGCAGCUCACCAUGAUCUUCAAAAACACAAGGCUUUGUUAGUGCUCAUCUGUGUUAAGGUAAAGUUCAUGUUGCAAUUGUGCUGUCAUGUGGGAGAGACAAAAUUCACAUUGCAAUGGCAUGUACAGGUGUUUAGAUCUCUUUCAAAACAGCUGCACUGUUUCUGGUACAUUGUACAUUACACAGAAGGAAAAGGCUGCCAUAAGACAUGCUUUUGUCUCACAUGUGAAAAGACCAUGUAUUUAACGUAGGAUCAUCUGAUGCCUGUUUCCGGGUGGCGGACAGAUAUAUUGUUCUUUCAUUCAAGAAUUCUGCUUGUGAUGAGCAAUGAUUUAGGGGUAAUUUUGUGCAACGAAUAGCCGAAGUUGAUCACUGUGUCUUCCUCUCUUGACUGCAAAAUGAAUAUCUAGCUGACUAUUUUCACCAAUCUCUGGAUGCGUUGUGAUUAUUUUCCUUUGUUAUUGCAUCAGUUAGCUUCCUUUGACA